AUGGCUCUCUCAACUCCGCCCCGAGGCGUUCGCCCGGGAGAUUUCCUGCUUGUUGUCCAUGAUUUUGAUGCGCGAGGAACGGACGAGCUGACUUUGCGACGAGGAGAAAAGAUUGAGCUGGUAGAACUCGAUGAAGGGUUUGGAGAUGGGUGGUACCUGGGCAAAGAUCUCAAGACAGGGACAACGGGUCUCUUCCCUGGUGUUUACACAACUGCCGCCCCAAAGAUCCCAAUUCGGCCUGCGAGGGAAGAUGAAGUUGACAUGGAUGGUUCGAAAAUCGAUGGCGAUGAAGGGCUAGAUCAGAACCCAAUUGCGGCUGAGGCCGUGACCUCGCCCUUGAGCGGAGAAACCACUCCCCAGGCGUCGCGACAUACCAGCGCAUCGGAUAUACAAGUACCAGAUUUAGCGACAGACCUCGACUCAAUGCAAUUCUCUCCCAAACAACAGCAGCGCUCAAGCUCGUCUCCUCUGCCCACUUCGAAGUUGGCUGUUGAUAUCCAACAGUCGAUCAGACAGACUUUGGACGGUCGAUUAAAUGGCCAGGACAGCCCAGUCAUGAACGAGACUUUGAGUGUUAUUGAUGAACACAUUACCGACCUGAGCACACCUCGUCAUAGCGUUAUCCCCCCAGAACAGAAGGUGAACAAUGAUUCAUCCAGCGAAUAUAGCAACCAUCUCGACCACCGCGUCUCCUACAUCCGCGGCCAUGAGACGGACGAAGAAGAAGAAAACCAGCCAACGGAGGCGGAAGUGCGGUCUUGGAAUGCAGCGGAAACCUCGAAACACUUGCGAGAGUUGGGGGUCGAGGAGAAACACUGUGACAUAUUCCAAGAGCAAGAAAUCACUGGCGAUGUACUGUUGGAUAUGGACCAAGAUUUUCUCUUCAUGAAAGAGUUCGACUUUGGCGUCAUGGGCCGCCGAUUAAAGACCUGGCACAAAGUCAAGGCUUUCCAGGAGGAGGUUAGGGAUAUCAGGCAGCAGUCACAGCAAGGUCGUGGUUCUGCCUCAAGUUAUCCCGCGUCGUCGGAGGAAAGGUCGCUCAGCAGGGCCAGUCAUGCCGGCCCUUUUCUUCCACGGAUCCCUCAUCUGUCUCGAGGAUCGGCUGGUUCCAUGCAGCACCCACGACUCAUGAGCAGCGGUGGACCGAGCAACACUACUUCCCUGACUUCCCAGACUCCAAGCUUCAUGGACCAUAUGAGAAGGCCCUCAGCGGCCUCCAUUCGAGACAUUAAUCAUCACCGUCGUCAUUCAUCCAUUGACGCUAGUCACCGUAUGUCAACCGUGAUGGAUCCGGCAUCCCACUUUGGCCAUGUUAAACAGCCCUCAUUCGAUAGAGCCUGGACUAUGACCAGUGGACAAAAGAUGCCCUCUCGCUCGAGUACUUUGAACGAAGGGAUCUUGCCUCAGCACGCAUUUCGACGUCCAGAUACUAACGAGUCCGACUCUGCAACUUCCAUUUCCGACCGCCACGAUGAGCUUGAACGCGGGUACUUCUCGGGCCCUGAAGGUGACAACACGAAGAGUCGGAGGUUGUUACAGAAACGAACUUCUGUGGCUGGCAGCGCGAGCCACUCCAGGAAACCCAGUUACGCCGAUGAACAUCUGACGGUCAACAAGCGACAUUCUCGCGUUGGCAGUGUUGAUUCCAUUCGAGAGGUGGCUAAGGCAACUCCAGAUGCCAUAAGUGCACCAGUCACUUCUUCACCCAAGGGCCGUUUCAGGAGUUUGAGCACUCGUGUCAUUGAUCGACGUGGCCAGUCGUCACAAACAUCUAACACCACCGCAGCAACAGACAAGCCUAGCGCUAGCCCCGGUUUCUUCGCGUCGUUCUCGCCACUUGCCCCCUUCGUUAACAGAUCGGACACCGACGGCUCCACACGCUCUUCCAAAAGUACUGGGGCUAAAAUUCGACGCGCUGCCGGACUUCGAGCUAUAUCUGACGUCGUUGGUAAAGGAAUUGAUACGUCUGUUGCUCCAGGUUCACCCAUCAGAGAUACCGACCCAACCUCAGCCAGAACUGGGUCGACUACCCCAUCCACCUCGAAGAGCUCGGAAAGACAUAGCACUGAAAGUUCGGUGAAGAAUGCAGAGGGUGGGAUCUCCUUCCCACGCCCGAGAGCCUCUGUCAAGUCCGGCCCAAAAUCGAAGAAAGACACAAGCGCUUACAUGCGAGGCUUGGAGAAAAAGUCUCCACAGGAGCAAAUGGAGGGUUGCGACUUCUCUGGCUGGAUGAAGAAGAGAUCCUCCAAUCUGAUGACCACGUGGAAGCCACGCCUGUUUGUUCUACGUGGCCGCCGCCUGUCCUACUACUACUCUGAGAAUGAUACGGAGGAAAGAGGCCUCAUAGACAUUACCGCCCACCGUGUUCUUCGAGCCGAUAAUGACCCGAUUGUUGCUCUGCAUGCAACCAUCACGGGUGCCACGGGGUCGCCAACAUCCCCUUCGCACUCGAAUGGUAUCGAUAUUCCAGCAGCAGACAGGUCUUCUAAAUCAUCUCCUUCAGGCACCAAGGUUGUUGGAGAGGGGCCCUUCUUUUUCAAGCUCGUCCCCCCUAAGACAACUCGCACCGUUCAAUUCACCAAACCCGCUGUUCAUUACUUCCAAGUGGACAGUGUGAAGGAGGGUCGCUUAUGGAUGGCUGCACUGAUGAAGGCGACCAUCGACCGUGACAUGAGCCUGCCGGUUGAGACGACAAAUAAACAGAAGACGAUCAGUCUCAAGCAAGCCCGGAUGAUGAGCCAACGACCCCCUGCACUGAUGACCGCAACAGACAUGCAGGAGCAGAGAGAGGAGGUCAAGAGUGAUCCACCGUCAACCGGCACAGAGGAACGUGGGGGCCUGAGGAUCAAAGGCUUGUUCGACAACGCUCCUGUUGAUGAUGAUGAAUACAGGGAGGACAACGCAUCCUUGAAUUCUCUCGGUGAUAUUGAUGCCGGUCCACCAUCUCUUCUACCCGAGUCCCUUGUUGUCAAAUCUGACCAUUGA
This is a messenger RNA of Aspergillus clavatus NRRL 1, 2985 nucleotides long. Its product is annotated as putative polarized growth protein (Boi2). Gene Ontology annotation, biological process: actin cytoskeleton organization. NCBI's taxonomy places the organism in Eukaryota, Fungi, Ascomycota, Eurotiomycetes, Eurotiales, Aspergillaceae. Gene Ontology annotation, molecular function: protein binding. The transcript has 3 exons. Gene Ontology annotation, cellular component: plasma membrane. The coding region runs from base 1 to 2985 and encodes 994 amino acids. The record is from RefSeq and is a predicted model, not a curated record.